AUGAUGGUCCUGGACCCUGUGACUACCACCAAGACUUGUAUGAUGACUUCGACUGGGUACAUGUCAGUGCUCAAGAGCCUCACUAUUUGCCGCCCGAGAUGCCUCAAGGUAAUAUUUGAAGCUGAAGUCUCAGAUGGGAGAAAUGGCUACAUUGCCAUUGAUGACAUCCAGGUUCUGAGUUACCCUUGUGAUAAAUCUCCACAUUUCUUGAGGCUGGGGGAUGUAGAGGUCAAUGCAGGGCAGAAUGCUACAUUUCAAUGCAUUGCUACGGGGAGAGAUGCAGUGAAUAACAAGUUAUGGCUCCAGAGAAGAAACGGGGAAGAUAUUCCAGUUGCUCAGACUAAAAAUAUCAAUCACAGAAGAUUUGCUGCUACCUUUAAGUUGCAAGAGGUGACAAAAACCGACCAGGAUUUAUACCGCUGUGUAACUCAGUCAGAGAGAGGUUCAGGAGUGUCAAAUUUUGCUCAACUUAUUGUUCGAGAGCCGCCUCGGCCGAUAGCCCCCCCACAGCUGCUGGGCGUUGGGCCCACGUACUUGCUCAUUCAGCUGAAUGCCAACUCCAUCAUUGGGGAUGGACCCAUUAUCCUGAAAGAAGUGGAGUACCGGAUGACGUCUGGGACGUGGACUGAAACCCAUGCCGUCAACGCGCCGACAUACAAGCUCUGGCACUUGGACCCUGACACUGAAUAUGAGAUUCGGGUCCUGCUUACCAGACCGGGCGAAGGUGGGACUGGCCAGCCAGGGCCACCACUCAUCACCAGGACCAAAUGUGCUGAACCUAUGAGAACACCGAAAACAUUGAAGAUUGCUGAGAUCCAGGCCAGACACAUCGCUGUGGAUUGGGAAUCUCUGGGUUACAACAUCACUCGUUGCCACACUUUCAAUGUCACUAUAUGUUACCACUACUUCUGUGGACACAACGAGAGCAAGGCGGACUGCUUGGACAUGGAAAUGAUCUUAACCAACCCAGAAGGGAGGAAGGAGAGCGAGGAGACCAUUAUCCAGACAGAUGAAGACGUGCCAGGCCCUAUACCUGCCAAGUCAGUGAAAGGAACUCCUUUUGAAGAUAAGAUCUUCCUCAACUGGAAGGAACCUGUGGAUCCAAAUGGCAUCAUUACUCAGUAUGAGGUCAGCUAUAGCAGUAUACGGUCAUUCGAUCCUGCAGUUCCAGUCGCGGGACCUCCGCAAACCGUGUCAAAGCUGUGGAACAGCACGCACCACGUCUUCUCACACUUGCAUCCUGGUACUACUUACCAGUUCUUUUUACGUGCAAGUACUGUCAAAGGGUUUGGACCAGCAACCACAAUCAAUGUAACAACCAACAUCUCAGCUCCCACUUUACCAGACUAUGAAGGAGUCGAUGCAUCUCUCAAUGAAACUGCUACUACAAUAACUGUGCUCUUGAGACCAGCACAGGCCAAAGGCGCACCUAUCAGUGCCUACCAGAUUGUUGUUGAGGAGCUGCACCCGCACCGAACAAAGCGAGAAACGGGUGCCAUGGAGUGCUACCAAAUCCCCGUCACCUAUCAGACCGCUCUUAGCGGAGGGUCGCCAUACUACUUUGCAGCUGAGCUGCCCCCAGGAAACCUGCCGGAGCCAGCCCCCUUUACCGUGGGUGACAACAGGACUUACCAGGGUUUCUGGAACCCACCGCUGGCUCCUCGGAAAGGCUACAACAUCUAUUUCCAGGCCAUGAGCAGCGUUGAGAAGGAAACCAAAACUCAGUGUGUUCGAAUAGCUACAAAAGCAGCAGCAACAGAAGAACCUGAGGUGAUUCCAGAUCCAGCUAAGCAAACAGAUCGAGUGGUGAAAAUAGCAGGAAUAAGUGCUGGAAUUCUGGUAUUCAUCCUGCUUCUCCUUGUUGUCAUAUUGAUCGUCAAAAAAAGAUAUAUAACUUGGAGAAGAAACGUCUGCAUUAGAAACAUUAGGAGGAGCUACUAUUCUUACUCCUACUAUCUCAAACUUGCAAAGAAGCGCAAGGAUGCCAUGGGGACCACCCGCCAGGAGAUGACACACAUGGUGAAUGCGAUGGAUAGGAGUUACGCUGACCAGAGCACCCUGCAUGCCGAGGAUCCCCUUUCAAUCACAUUUAUGGACUCUCAUAACUUCAGCCCCAGAUUGCCCAAUGAUCCACUUGUGCCGACAGCUGUGUUAGUGCCUAUUACUGAUGAAAAUCACAGUGCGACAGCAGAGUCCAGCCGGCUCCUGGAUGUCCCUCGUUACCUCUGCGAAGGCACAGAGUCCCCCUACCAGACUGGGCAGCUGCACCCUGCCAUCAGGGUGGCUGAUCUGCUGCAGCAUAUUAACCUAAUGAAGACCUCUGACAGCUAUGGAUUUAAAGAGGAGUAUGAGGUGAGAUACUCAGUGGUGGGUUUUUGCUAGGAAAAAUCCUUUUGAAAGGGGCAGCCUUUUGUUUGUAUUGCAUUGCAAAAGGAUGCAACUAAAUGUCAUGGGUUUAUGUGAAAAACACAUAAAGAUAAGCAGGCAUAAGAUUCCUAUAUAUAUGUAACCCAAA
Molecule: messenger RNA, 2515 nt
Organism: Charadrius vociferus (killdeer)
Lineage: Eukaryota; Metazoa; Chordata; Aves; Charadriiformes; Charadriidae
Gene: PTPRK
Product: protein tyrosine phosphatase, receptor type, K
Exons: 19
Coding region: 1-2382 (793 amino acids)
Cellular component (GO): membrane
Molecular function (GO): protein binding
Source: RefSeq, a predicted model, not a curated record